AUGGGUUUAGCUGGGACUAAAGUGAAACAAAGAUUUGGUUUAGAUCCAAGAAAUACAAACUGGUCCAAUAACACGUCCAGAUUUGGUCAUCAGUAUUUGGAAAAAAUGGGAUGGAAGCCAGGCAAAGGGUUGGGUUUAGUUGAGCAUGCCACCACCUCACACGUCAAGGUUUCCAUCAAAGAUGAUAAUAUGGGAUUAGGUUCCAAACUAGCUAAGAAGCAGAAAAGCGACGAGUUUGAUAGUGGAGAAUGUGCUGGUUUAGAUGUUUUCCAAAGGAUUCUUGGGAGACUUAAUGGGAAAGAGGAACAAAUAAACAAAGAGAUAGAAAGAAAAAGGAAAGAUACCAUUAUUAAUGGUAAAUGGGGAAUUCAAUUUAUCAAAGGAGAUGUUUUGCAAA
This is a messenger RNA of Debaryomyces fabryi, 397 nucleotides long. RefSeq names its product telomerase inhibitor. The annotation marks the transcript as partial. NCBI's taxonomy places the organism in Eukaryota, Fungi, Ascomycota, Pichiomycetes, Serinales, Debaryomycetaceae. Gene Ontology annotation, molecular function: nucleic acid binding. The transcript has a single exon. The record is from RefSeq and is a predicted model, not a curated record.